AGAUGGCUGUGUGACAACAUACUAAAGUCAAAGGAAGUGCUGAAGGUGGCAGAGCUUGGUGUGGAAAGUCGCCUGCUGCAGGCUUCAGUGCAGAUGGCUGUGGGGCUCCAGGGGCCCCUGCGAGGGCUUGCAGUGUUGUUCUUGCUGUGUGUGUUGCCCAGGGCUGAGGGCAGGAAGGUGCUGGUGGUGCCCAUGGAGGGCAGCCACUGGCUGAGCAUGCGGGAUGUUGUGCGGGAGCUCCAUGCCCGAGGCCAUCACACUGUGGUCCUGGCUCCAGAGGUGAAUAUUCAUGUCAAGAGUGAAGACUUUUUCUCCCUGGAAACAUAUGCUGUUUCAUAUACAGAAGAAGAAUUCAGACACAUGCUGUUUGCUGUUCUUCCAGUUGUGUUUGAACAAAAUCAUUAUCUGAAGAUGUUUGUAAAUUUCAUGGAAGUUUCCAAAAACCUGUCUAUGCUAUAUUACAAUUCAUGUACAGCGGUUCUGCAUAACAAGACCCUUAUCAGUCAUUUGAAUUCCAGUUCGUUCGAUGUGGUUUUGACAGAUCCAGUUUCCCCCUGUGGGACCGUGUUGGCUAAGUACCUGGAUAUUCCUGCUGUGUUUUUUCUGCGAGCCCUUCCCUGCAACUUUGACUCUGAGGGCACACAGUGCCCAAACCCUUCGUCAUAUAUUCCUAGGUUACUGACAAUGAAUUCAGACCACAUGACCUUCCUGCAAAGGGUCAAGAACAUGCUGUAUCCUCUAUUCUUGAACUACUUUUGCAAUAUUGGUUUUACUCCUUAUGUGAACCUGGCCUCUGAGCUUUUACAGAGAGAGGUGUCUUUGGUGGAUAUUUUCAGCCAUGCAUCAGUGUGGUUGUUCAGAGGGGACUUUGUGCUGGACUACCCCAGGCCUGUCAUGCCCAACAUGGUCUUCAUUGGAGGAAUAAACUGUGUCCACAGGAAGCCACUCUCUCAGGUCUGUAUUGGUCCCUUUCCAGUCCAUGUUCCAGGCAGAGUACCUUGA
Molecule: messenger RNA, 1002 nt
Organism: Sciurus carolinensis (gray squirrel)
Lineage: Eukaryota; Metazoa; Chordata; Mammalia; Rodentia; Sciuridae
Product: UDP-glucuronosyltransferase 1-2-like
Exons: 1
Coding region: 94-1002 (302 amino acids)
Molecular function (GO): UDP-glycosyltransferase activity
Source: RefSeq, a predicted model, not a curated record